CUAGAAUGGUUUACUGGAGGGGGAGCUAAAUUUGGGUGAUGGGGGGUAACGUAACUGAUGGGUAAUGCUAUGACUUCCCCUCCACGGGCUCCGUCAUAACUGCUGUCAUCGUCUGUUUUUUGUUUGGCCAACUUUGCAAUUCCUGAUAUUUUAUUUUCUUCUUUGCGAUUGAUAGCUUAGAAGAUUUUAUAUCAAAGGCACAGACUUGCGCUUCGUUCUUAGACAUUUGACCCAUCCAAGCUAAGCUACAGCUUCAUUGUCGCAUUCACCGCCAACAACGCACAUCGCAAAUAUGCAGGUUCCUCUACUUCGUCUACAAUGCGGCGUUAACUCGUACGCCUGGGGAAAGAAGGGCAAUGAUUCUGCCGCUGCGCGAUUUGCGGCCGCUACGCCCUCUGACGACCUCAAGAUCGAGUCUGAUACCCCAUACGCUGAGUUGUGGAUGGGAACUCAUCCCUCGAACCCUUCUCGAGACCUCAACACCGGCCGAACCCUCCUCGAUCUCUGCGAGGACAACCAGUCCCUCCUCUCCCAAACCAUCUCCUCCCACUACGGCAACAAGCUUCCCUUCCUCUUCAAGGUCCUCUCCAUCGCAAAAGCGCUCUCGAUCCAAGCCCACCCCAACAAGAAGCUUGCCGAGCAACUCCACGCUCGCGACGCAAAGAACUACCCCGAUGACAACCACAAGCCCGAAAUGGCCAUCGCCAUUACUCCCUUCGAGGGUCUCUGCGGUUUCCGACCCCUCACUGAGAUUGCUCACUUCCUCGAGACAGUGCCUGCGCUGAGAGCGCUUGUUGGCGAAGAAGCUGCGAAGGAGUUUGCACAGGUUGCCAGGGAUGGUGAGGAAGGUGUUACGGAUGAGAAGAAGAAGUUCUUGAAGAAGGCUUUUGGUGCGCUCAUGUCGUCGUCUGCUGAGGAUAUUGCUGAGCAGAUGCCCAAGCUUGUUGGGCAAGCGGAGAAGGAGGGCGCUGAUUUCGCUGGCGGUGGUGUCCCUGCUACCUCUGGCGAGAAGCUCGCUGAGCUUGUGAAGCGAACACACGGCGAAUUUGGUGACGACAUUGGUUGCUUUGUGCUCUUCUUCCUGAACUUCGUCACACUGGAGCCUGGCGAGGCUUUGUUCCUUGUCGCCGACGACAUUCACGCCUACAUUUCCGGCGACAUCAUGGAGUGCAUGGCAGCUUCCGACAACGUCGUCCGCGCCGGUUUCACACCCAAGUUCAAAGACGUCACAACACUCGUCGACAUGCUGACCUACAACUUUGCGCCCAUCGAGCAACAAAAGAUGGCACCCACCGAAUAUCCCUACGCAACACUCAACCGCAACGCCUACAGCUCCGGCUCAGCAGUGGCACUUUACGACCCCCCCAUCGAGGAAUUCAGCGUCGUGCGCACCCUGCUCCGCGGUAACGGCGCAAAGGCUACUUUUGAGCCUAUCGAAGGACCCAGCAUUGUCAUCUGCACGAGUGGAAAGGGAAGGAUCGCUGUUGGACCUACGAGCUAUGAGAUGAAGGAGGGGUAUGUGUACUUUGUGGGUGCUACGGCUGAGCUUGUGCUUGAGAGUGAGGGGGGUGAGGAUGAUGAGUUCACGACGUUCAAGGCGUUUUGUGAGAUCGAUGACUCUGAGAAGCAGAAGCUAUAGAUGAUAUUGGAGUGAUGUGAGUGUGAAAAUUGGUGUUUGUGGUAGAUAUACUUUUAAUGAGGAAUAAAGAUUCAUGAUGG
This is a messenger RNA of Fusarium oxysporum Fo47, 1719 nucleotides long. Its product is annotated as mannose-6-phosphate isomerase PMI40. Lineage: Eukaryota; Fungi; Ascomycota; Sordariomycetes; Hypocreales; Nectriaceae. Gene Ontology annotation, molecular function: zinc ion binding; mannose-6-phosphate isomerase activity. Gene Ontology annotation, biological process: GDP-mannose biosynthetic process; carbohydrate metabolic process. Bases 293 to 1639 code for a protein of 448 amino acids. The record is from RefSeq and is a predicted model, not a curated record. Gene Ontology annotation, cellular component: cytosol. The transcript is spliced from 2 exons.